This is a messenger RNA of Thlaspi arvense, 5571 nucleotides long. NCBI's taxonomy places the organism in Eukaryota, Viridiplantae, Streptophyta, Magnoliopsida, Brassicales, Brassicaceae. The record is from the annotation of a GenBank genome assembly.
CAAUCAUAACCAUAAACCGAACCGGUCUGUGAUUGCAAUGUAAAUCUCAGUUGGUAAAGCCCCUUUUCUCCUCUUUUCCCCUUUUCGGUUAAAUGAUUUUCUCCUCCGGCUUCGCACUCCACACAGAGAGAGCACAAACAGCGACUCUUCUACUCCCCAUCUCUUUUCCCUCACCAACUCCCUCCGUCGAUCCUCCGCCGUAAUAAGGUGCAGGAAUCUCCAAGGCGACCUCGUAUGUUGACUGUUAUUUAAUUUCCGAUUUGACCAUCUUUGAGCAUUUGGUGGGGCGUAUAUAUACACACACACACGUAUACAUAUCUCUGUGUAUCCUUCAUGCCGAUUAAAUUCGUUUUGAGCUGAAUCGAAGAUGGGCCAGAAGAAGAAACCCCACGCGCCUCGCUCCAAGCAAUCGCUGUCUCCUUCGGCGGCGGCGACAGAGGUUGAGCCGUCUGAGGUUUCCGCUUGUACCUUCUAUGAGGGCGGAUUUUCUGGACCGGCAGCUAUUGCCGAGCCGUCCGAUUUGGCUGUGAUCAAGCUCGAGUGCGAGAAGGCACUGACAUCAUUCCGGCGGGGAAGCUACACCAAGGCGAUUCGGCUCAUGAAAGAUUCAUGUUCUCGCCACCAAGACUCUGCCCUAAUUCACCGUGUGCAGGGAACUGUGUGCGUCAAGGUCGCUUCUGUCUUCGAAGAUCUAGCUACGAAACAGAGGUAUCUGCGUAAUGCAAUUGAAUCUGCUAGAAAAGCUGUGGAGCUAUCUCCCAACUCUAUUGAGUUUGGGCAUUUCUAUGCUAAUCUGCUUUACGAGGCUGCUAACGAUGGUAGAGAGUAUGAGGAGGUUGUGCAAGAGUGCCAACGAGCUCUCUCGAUUGAGAAUCCAAUCGAUCCUGCCAAAGACAGUCUUCAGGAUGAGAAUCAGCAGAAGCUAUUGACACCCGAGGCUCGUAUUGCAAAUGUGCAGGAUGAGCUCAGGUCACUUGUACAGAAAUCUAAUAUUGCUUCAUUGUCCACUUGGAUGAAAAACCUGGGAAAUGGUGAAGAGAAAUUUCGGUUGAUCCCCAUCAGGAGGAUGGCCGAGGAUCCGAUUGAGAGUAACUUGAUCCAGGCCAGGAGGCCAAAUGAGAUUAAGAAAGCUACCAAGACUCUUGAAGAGAGGAGGAAAGAGAUUGAAGUGAGGGUAGCUGCAGCUAGGUUGUUGCAGCAGAAGUCAGAGUCUUCCCCGUCUGAUAACGUAGGAACUGUAAACCAUAAGGGGUCAGAUCCAUCGUUAGGCGCGGGGCAGAGAAGCGGGGAGAGGAGAAAGCAUGGAAACGCAAGGAGAAACGGCUCCACAGCUGAGAGAAGGGAUCGGGUUAAGUCGUACUGGGAUUGUAUGAGCAGAGAGAUGAAGAAAGAGUUGCUUAGAGUUAAAGUUAGUGAUCUUAAGAGUCACUUUAUUGCAUCAAAGGAUGGCAAUGCAAAUGAGAUUAUAAGUGAAGCUCUGUCCUUUUGUGAGGCUAAUAAGACUUGGAGGUUCUGGGUUUGUUGCCGGUGUAGUGAAAAGUUCAUGGAUUGUGAGGCUCAUAUGCAGCAUAUUGUGCAGGAGCACAUGGGUAACGUGUUACCUAAGAUGCAAAUGGUUCUGCCUCAAAGUCUCGACAGUGAGAGGAUUGAGAUGCUUCUUAGCUCCCAAUGGAAACCAUUGGAUCUUUCUGCUGCGGUGAAGUUGCUUUGCAGUCAGCAGAAAAUCCAAAAAUCUGAGUUUAAUGAGUUUCAUUCUGGGGAUAAUAUGGAAGAUGAUGACGACUUCUUUAAGGAUGCAUGGAAUGAUACUUCACCAGAGAAAGAAAACCUUGCAGAUACUUGCAACGGUUGUGAUGAGAAUGAGACUGAAGAGGGUAAGCUGUUGCUUCCAUUUCAUCUUCCUGAUGCAUGGCCUAUAUCUGACGAUCCUGAACGUUCAAAGCUCCUUGCAAAAAUUCGUGCAGCCUUUGAGCUACUUAUCAGACACAAAUAUUUAGCUGCCAGCCAUCAUGAUAAGGUGAUACAAUUUACUCUGGAUGAACUCCAUAAUCUACCCUCGGCUUCACAACUCUUAAAUGGUUUAGGUCAGUCACCUAUAUGCAUUUGCUUUUUGGGAGCUACCCAGCUCAGCAAAAUUCUCAAAUUCCUGCAAGACUUAUCACAGGCCUGUGGGUUGAGUCGAUAUUCUGAACAAAGUAACCCAAACGAUGAAGUUAAUAAUUUUGGCGACAUAGGUCUUGAAGUUACAGAGGAGAUUCUUCUUGAUGAUGAAAAUUCAUGUCUUCUUCUUGAUGAAAAAUUACUUGGCACUGAGUGUAUCCAAGAGAAGUAUAUAGGCUCACCAUUGAGUAAUGGAGCUAUGGCAAGAUCUGGAGAUAUUGCUUAUGGCAAUAAUGUGUCCUCUGGUGCGGAUGGAUUUCUUUCAUGGAUCUUCACAGGACCCUCUAGCGGGGAACAAAUUGCGUCAUGGAUGCGCAUAAAGGAAGAGAAAACGAAUCAAGGGCUGGAGAUGAUGCAGAUUCUUGAAAAGGAGUUCUGUCACUUGCAGAACCUCUGCGAGAGAAAAUGCGAGCACUUAAGCUACGAGGGAGCGCUGCAGACUGUUGAGGACCUUUGUCUUGAUGAAGGUCGAAGGAGGGAGACUGCAGCAGAGUUUACCCAUGAAAGCUAUGAAUCUGUGCUGAGAAAACGAAGAAUAGAGCUAACUGAGAGUGACCAUGAGUUGGUGUUUAUCAGUAAUAGAUUUGAGUUGGAUGCUAUAACAAAUGUUUUGAAAGAUGCAGAAUCUCUUAACCAUAACCAAUUUGGAUAUGAAGAAUCAUAUGCCGGCACAAGUUCUCAUCUUCGUGAUCUGGAAUCUGGGGAAACUGAUGAAUGGGGGAUGAAGGAUUCCUUUAAUGAGGCUGACAGUUUCAUAGAGAUUGCAAUCCAGAAACAGAAAGAGCAAUUGUCUGCAGAGCUUAGCAGAAUCGACGCCCAAAUGUUGCGCAAUGUUACUGGGAUGCAGCAGUUGGAGCUCAAGCUUGGACCUGUUUCCUCCAAUGAUUAUCAGAUAGUACUUUUACCGUUGGUGAAGUCCUAUAUGCGGGCACAUCUGGAGGCAUUGGCAGAGAAAGAUGCCACUGAGAAGUCUGAUGCUGCAAGCGAAGCAUUACUUGUUGAGCUUGCUCUUGAUUCUAAGAAGGAAGCCCGAGGAAGAAAUGAUAAUUCGAAACACACACAGGAAAAAUCCAAGGAUAAAAAAAGGAUUAAAGACACCAAAAAACUGAAGGAUUUGAAGGCUACUAUUGGAAACGACCAUUACAUCAAUGAUGAUUCUACUGAACUCAGCCUCCGUUCGGUUGCAUCUUAUGGUGAUCAUUCAGAGGCUGAAAUUUUUUCUGAAGCUGUUGAAGCUUUAAAAGAGCAGGAAGAGGAAUACAGACGCCGAAUAGAGCUAGAGGAAGAGGAGAGGAAGCUUGAAAAUACUCUAGAGUAUCAAAGAAGAAUUGAGAAUGAAGCCAAGGAGAAGCACAUUGCAGAACAACAAAAGAAAUACAGCUCUUUAACUCCGAUGAAUGUUGCAGGGGAAGUGUAUAAUGUUUGUACAGAUAAUGUCGUUGAUGUUAUAGAUUUACAAGAACAAGAAAAAUCCGUGAGUCAGCAGGAGAACUUGGUUCAAAGGAAUGGACUGCCCCGUGACUUGGAAGGAACCCGAGUGAAUAGAAAUGGUGAUGUUAGGUCAACAAAUCAUUGUGCGAUAUCUGAUGCUGCAACGGUGCAAGAAGUAAAAUCCCAAAAAGUAAUGGCUAAUGGGGUAGAUACUCAAGCUGGUUCUUUUCAAUCUGAGCAACGCAGUGGGAGGAGGGGUAGACGCCAAAAAGCUAACAAGUUAGUUGAUGAAAAACAUCUGGUUGCACCUUCUGAGAGCAAAAAUAGUGAAUCUAGCAUUGGUGAUGCGGGAACAAAGACAUUGAGACAGUUACAAGCUGAAGAGGAUGAAGAAGAAAGGUUUCAAGCUGACCUUAAAAAGGCUGUGCGUCAAAGCCUUGAUGUGUACCAAGGAGGUAGAUAUAUCACUGGAGGUUUGAGGACACCUUUGGAAGUAAAGAAUGAUGGGCUUUUAUUCGAUGUCACAAAGGAGUCUCAGAGCUCGACCGGAGUUACCAUAUUUGGCACAGGUCUUCAGAACGAAGUUGGUGAAUAUAACUGCUUUCUAAAUGUUAUCAUACAGUCUCUAUGGAAUCUGGGGAUGUUUCGGGCUGAGUUCUUGCAGAGUUCAACACUAGGGCAUCAUCACGUCGGAGAUCCUUGUGUUGUCUGCUCACUGUAUGAAAUUUUUACUGCUUUAAGCGUUGCUUCGAGUGAAACAAGAAAAGAACCUGUGGCUCCUUCAUCUCUCAGGAUUGCUUUGAGUAAAUUGUAUCCAGAUAGCAGUUUCUUCCAAGAGGCUCAGAUGAACGAUGCUUCAGAAGUGUUGGCUGUGAUUUUUGACUGCCUUCAUCGCUCAUUUGCUCAAAGCUCAAGCGUGUCUGACACAGAAUCUUCUGGGAGCAACUGCACGGGUUCAUGGGACUGUGCCAACCUCACAUGUAUCGCCCAUUCUCUGUUUGGAAUGGAUAUUGUUGAGCAACUAAAUUGCUACAGCUGUGGGCUGGAGUCCAGGCAUAUGAAAUACACUUCCUUCUUCCAUAACAUCAACGCUAGUGCCCUACGGACCAUGAAGGUUACAUGCGCUGAGAAUUCAUUUGACGAACUUCUAAAUCUUGUCGAGAUGAACCAUCAACUAGCCUGUGAUCCUGAUGCUGGUGGGUGUGGGAAACUCAACCAUAUCCACCAUAUACUCACCACUCCGCCACAUGUUUUUACUACAGUUUUAGGGUGGCAAAACACAUGCGAGACAGUAGAAGACAUAGCAGCUACUCUUGCAGCCUUGAAUACCGAAAUAGACAUAAGCAUCAUGUACCGUGGUGUGGACCCUAAGUGCAUAUAUAGAUUAGUGUCCGUGGUUUGCUAUUAUGGACAGCAUUAUCAUUGCUUUGCGUAUAGUCAUGAACACGAUCAGUGGAUCAUGUACGAUGACAAAACCGUGAAGGUUAUCGGUAGCUGGAGUGAUGUACUUUCUACGUGUGAGAGAGGACACUUGCAACCACAGGUUCUUCUCUACGAGAAACAACGUUAAAUCAUAAAGAAAAAGGAAAUAUACAAAAAGCCAGAGCAAGUGGAGAUCUGUUGCUACAAUUUUGGAGAUCUCCCAAGUACAUACUACAAAAGAAGUAAGUACUUUUUUUGACAAUCAGAGCGAAAACUCAGAGAGGAAGAAAUGUGAUUAAUUCAUCAGUGGUUCUAUGAGGAUGGGGGGGAAGAAGAUUUUGUGUUAUGUUUUCAUUACAAGAGGUCUUACAAGAUCGUAUGUAGUUUUUUUUUAGUUAUAGCAUUGUCACAUGAAAGAUUAUAUGUUCAUAUAAAUUUAUGCAGCAUUCUUUUUAUUUUGCCCGCCAUCACUAUACAUCAUAUCAUCUUGACUUCUAGCAAAAUAGAAGAAAGGUUUGCAUAAACUCCAAUCCAAUAUAAAGUUACCUAUCAUCCAUC